AUGCUUAGUAAUGUGAAUAACAUGGAUACGAAAUUGAAUAAAUUUCUCAAUCAAUAUAAUUUAACUGAAUACGUCGAGAAAUUCGAACGACUUCCCGGUGGCUUAAUGAAUUUUACGUAUCGUUUACAUUUUAACAAUGUAUUGGAACAUACUUCAACAAUAAAAUUAAAUGAUAAUGAUAAUUUUCUCAUAUUAUUUCAUAAAUUAAAACCGAAGUCACUCAUAGCAAAAGUUACUUAUCCAUAUAUAGCUCAUUUAGGACCAGAGUUUCCCUAUCCGCUUAUUCGCCAGAUGAACGAAAAAAGAGCUCUUCAGUUAUUGAAUAACAAUCUAUCACAUGAAGUUGACAAAAACAUGAAUGAUCUUUCAUCUAUUUUCAAUCGACAUAAAACAUUGAAAAUUAGUCGUGUAUGGAUUCAUGAUGAAGAAAAUAAUAUUUUGAUUAUUGAAGAUCAAGGUCAAUUAGAAACGAUGAAAGAUUGGUUCAUCUCGACAAAUAAUUUAUUAAAUAAAUCAAUUAUGGAUACUAUUCAUGCAUAUGGUGUACAAUUGGCUAAUUUUGUUAUUGAUUUGCAAAUAUCUUCGAUAAAGUAUGUCAACUAUUUGAAACCAAUGUUUAAUACCGUUGAAGCACACAAGGCCGAUUUCCUUGAAAUACCCGGUAUAAUAGAGAAUAUUCGUGCGAAUUAUGAUUUACAUCAUAUUGAUGAACUUUGGCCGGUUGUGUCUCAAUACUAUCAGCAAGAGAUAUCCGAUUUAAUUAUUGAUGGUCGAGUUUUUGCACAUGGAGAUAUUUGGUCAUCGAAUAUUUUAAUCAAUGAAAAUGAUUCGACAUUGACAUUACUUGAUUGGGAAUGGGCUGGUAUUCGAUCACCUGCACAUGAUCCAGGCACAUUUCUUUCUCAUUGUCAUGUUCAAAUGUUAGUGAAUCCUUCGAAUGAGGGUUUGUUAUGUUUCCUCAAUACAUUUACGGAUACUUAUAGAGAAAAUGCUCAACGGCAUAAAGUUAGUUGGUACGAAAAUGAACAAGAAAAAUAUUCAUUCGCAUGGAUAUUAGGUGCUCUUCAUGCAACGAAUCUUUUGUUCUGGACAACUUUUCUAACUUGUUGCUCGACCGAAGAGAAGAUAUGUUGUCAUCGUCGUUGUCUCGUCACAGCAGCUGUUGAAUAUGCUAGGAAAUGUCAAUCAGGUCCAAACAAAACUACUUAUGAUUCUAUGUUAAAUGAUAAACUAUUUGGUAGACUUUUCCAUGCUAUUUAA
Adineta ricciae is the source of this 1260-nucleotide messenger RNA. NCBI's taxonomy places the organism in Eukaryota, Metazoa, Rotifera, Eurotatoria, Adinetida, Adinetidae. The record is from the annotation of a GenBank genome assembly.